AUGGUUCUGGAUUCCGGUCACCCGUCUUGCAGCAGAGGGAUGUCAUCUACCUCCGUGCGCGGUUACUCUGCCAAACCUAAGAGAAUGUCUCCACAGAGCAAUGCGAUGUCAUCCCCGGCCUCCAAUCGCAGCUGCCCGCGUACCACUGUAAAUCGGACUAGAACUCGGUGUUGGAGCCGGCUUCCUCCAGGAGGUUGUCAGGAUGUUCCCUAUACAUGGGGACGUGUAGCUGGAUGCGUCGAAGUGAGAGUACUUGCACCAUUAAUAGCAGUGGUAGUCCUCGUGGCAGAAUACGAAGCUCGGGGUCUCUACCUUCUAUCAGCAGAGCCACAACCGCAAACCGCACCCUCAAGAAGAGUUCUUGCCUCUUGAUCGCUCUUCGACCCACAAAUGUGGCACAGGAAAGGGACAAAUUCUUCCUGUCCAACUAUACCCACAAUCCCCAGUUCCAGUAUGAGGAGCCAGUGCCAGUCAGUGUGGUGGAGAAGUAUAGCGAGGCAUCUGACCAAUUCCUUGUGCAGGCUCUGCGGAUUCUCAAUGCCGUCAUCAGUAAAUAUGGAAACUAUGAGAACUUUGAGUCAAUAACUGGAGGAAAAUUACUCAGCAAGAGUCAGAUCUGGUCCUGCUUUCGCCGUUACAUGCAGAAAGAAGGUUGCAGCGGGGAGGUGGUGGUCCAACUCACAGAAGAUCUCCUAUCUCAGGCAGUCAUGACGACUGAGAAUAGCCGACCCACAUUAACCAUCAACUUACUGGGUGCUCGGCAACAUUGGCUGGAGGGAGUGCUCCGACACGAGAUAGGCACACAUUACUUGCGUGGGGUGAAUGAUGCCCAGCAGCCCUGGCACGGUUCAGAAGGACGGAAGCAGUUUGGACUGAAGCCAGCGAACCCUACGGAGGAAGGAUUAGCCAGUUUGCACAGUGUCCUCUUCCGGAAAAAAAACCCGUACCUGUGGCGUGCGGCCUUACUUUAUUACACUGUCAGCCGUGCCGCCACCUGCAGCUUCUCCGAACUCUUCCAGGACUUACAGCAGUUUGUAGAAGAUCCGGCUGUACGGUGGGAGUACUGUGUGCGAGCCAAGCGAGGACAGGGAGACACCGCCCAACCAGGCUGCUUCAGCAAGGACCAGGUCUAUUUAGAUGGGAUUAUCCGCAUACUGCGGCACAGACGAUCCAUUGACUUCCGCCUGCUGACUUCCCUGGGAAGGGUUUCUUUUGAAGAUGCUGAAGGUCUGCAGAGAUUUGCUGAGCUGGAUAAUGCUUGUCUGCCACACUUCAUGCAGGACAUGGAGAGGUAUCACCAGCAGCUUCACCACAUCAUGGAGACCAACCAGUUCAGUGAUGAGGAGCUGCAGAUGCUGCUACCAGAGUGA
This is a messenger RNA of Staurois parvus, 1370 nucleotides long. The record is from the annotation of a GenBank genome assembly. NCBI's taxonomy places the organism in Eukaryota, Metazoa, Chordata, Amphibia, Anura, Ranidae.